AUGAGUGUAGCUGCGGCGUUGCUUGCCGUGGUCCGCCUCAAUGUUUUGGUUGCUGCCCUCACCUCUGCCUACAACAUUCGGCUCUUUGCCGUGAAGAACUUCGGUCGAGUCAUUCACGAGUUCGAUCCCUGGUUCAACUACCGCGCUGCCGAAUAUUUAGCGGAACAUGGAGCUGAGCGUUUCUUCAAGUGGUUUGAUCACAGCGUUUGGUACCCUUUGGGUCGCCCAGUGGGGACGACCAUCUAUCCUGGCAUGCAAUUUGCAGCGGUGUGGAUUUGGCAAGCCCUGCACUUCCUACAGCAGGACAUGUCACUGCACGAUGUUUGCGUUUUCAUUCCCUCGUGGUUUGGUGUGGUCUCCACCAUUUUCCUGGGACUGUUGACCUAUGAGUGCACCCGCUGUGUUGACCCGUCGGUUUGCGCCAUGCUGGUUGUGGCCAUCUUGCCCGCGCAUUUGAUGCGAUCUGUGGCGGGAGGUUUUGACAAUGAAUGCAUGGCCGUCAGCUUGAUGAACUCCACCUUCUACUUCUGGUGCCGUUCCUUACGCAGCGAUGGCUCCUGGCCCUGGGCGGUGUUGUCGGCCCUGUCGUACUUCUGCAUGGUUUCCACCUGGGGUGGCUACGUCUUUGUGGUGAACGUUAUCGCAUGCCAUGCGUUUUGCCUCAUGCUAUGGCGACAUUCCACCAAAUUGCAUCGCUCCUUCUCGAUUUUCUUCAUGUUGGGAACGGGCCUGGCAGUAUGGCUGAUCCCGGUGGUGGGUUGGACGCCCCUGCGCAGUUUGGAGCAGCUGCUUCCCUUGCUGCAAUUCUUCGCCCUUCAGGUCCUGGAGCUCCUGGCUGCCUGGCAGCGGCUUCGGCCGCUGCCGCGCCCGCAGCUGCGGCAGCGCCAAUGGCAGGCGCUGCUGGCGGUGACGUCGCUGGCGGUCCUGCUGGGUGCGAUGAUGUUCCAACUGGGGUACUUCGCGCCGCUGUCGGCGCGGGUGCGCGGCCUCUUCGUCAAGCAUCGCACGGGGAAUCCGCUCGUGGACUCCGUGGCGGAACAUCAGGCGACGAGCCCACGCGCCUAUUGGCAGUUCUUUCACCACAUCUGUGUAUUGGCACCCCUGGGAUUUCUGGUGACGCUCUUCCAGAUCUCCGAAGCCAAGAGUUUUUUACUCUUGUACGGAGCAAUCACCUACUACUUCUCAGCGAAGAUGAAUCGCCUGAUUUUGCUCCUGGGUCCCAUCGCCGCCUCGCUGGGCGGGGUGGGACUUGCCACGGCCAUCCGCUGGGCGCUGCGGCAAUGGAUGGAAGUCGCUGACAGCGGAGAGGCCGUGGCGAAAGGAGAAGCUUCAGCUGCAAAAGCAAAGUCCAGGAAGAGCAAAGACUCUAAAAAAGCUGCCGUUCCUGAGAAGGAGAAAAGCGUCGAAAAGAACGGCCCUGAAGCCGAGAACUGGCGUGACAUGUUGUUGGAGGUCUAUGAAGAAUUGAAGGUACCCUUCUUGGAGGCUUACUAUGAAGCGAAAUGGCAGAGGAAGUCCUCUUCCGUGCUGAUCCUCUUGAUGUUUGUCGUGUGUGGCAUGGAGUUUAUCAACUACUGCUGGGUGGUUGGGGAGCGCUUGUCGCAAGCCUCCAUCAUAUUGAAACGUCGGACCGAAGAUGGUGAGGUGAUCCUCAUCGAUGACUACCGCCAGGCCUAUUGGUGGCUGCGUGACCAGACGCCCCAAGAUGCUCGGGUCAUGGCCUGGUGGGAUUACGGCUAUCAAAUCAAUGGACUCAGCAAUCGCACCACUCUGGCGGAUGGAAAUACCUGGAACCAUGAGCACAUCGCCUUGCUGGGCAAGUGCCUCACAGGGCCGGAGAAACAGUCCUACGAAGUGAUUCGACAUUUGGCCGACUACGUGCUGAUUUGGGCGGGAGACAACGGCGAUGAUAUCGCGAAGUCGCCUCAUAUGGCGCGAAUUGCCACAUCCGUUUAUCACGACGGGUGCCCAGGAGAUCCCUUGUGCACACAGUUCCACCUGAAUCGCCAGACGCGCGAGCCUUCGGAGAUGAUGAAGGGUUCCCUGCUUUGGAAGAUGUACGCGCACGAGCGCAUGGACGAAAAAGUGGACCCUGAGCUCUUUGAGGAGGCCUUCACUUCGGAGCAUGGAUACGUGAGGAUCUUCAAGGUCUUGAACAUCUCACAGGAGUCCAAAAGUUGGGCCGCAGACCCCGAGAAUUGGCUCUGCGAUGCACCGGGAAGCUGGCUGUGUCAGGGACAAUACCCGCCUGCGUUGGCAAAGAUUCUGCAAGAACAGAAUCCCUUCAAGCAACUGGAAGAUUUCAAUGUGCAUCGCGACUCGAAGGCAGAAGAGUAUCACGCAGCUUACAUGAAGGUCAACGGCAUGAUGGGCAUCGUGGCUCCCUGCAUCGUGGGCUUUUCAAUGUUUUCGACUCAUGCCCUGCUUGGGGGCGAGAUGACGGUGGAGAUCGUGUUCCCUUCAUUGAUUGUUUUGCGUGUUCUGCAGAUUAUGAUGAGCCUGCUCCCCACGUCCUUCUCGGCGAUCGCCGAGCUGACCACCUCGUGCUCGAGACUGCAGAUGUUCCUCCAGCAGCAAGAUCAGCUCAUUGAAGCCCAGCCGGAGCCGACUGUGGGGGCUGGCGAGGUCAUCUUGAAGGAGGCCAUCUUCGAACGAAGCUCCGUUAGGGCCGUUACCCAGGCGCGUGGCUCCUUUAGCCUGGGCCCAGUGAACCUCACUCUGAACGCGGGAGAUUUGUGCAUCGUCUGUGGUCCGGUGGGCUCUGGCAAAUCCACCCUGGUCCUCGGCCUCCUGGGCGAGCUGACCGCGUUGAGCGGCCACGUCAGCUGUGGCGGUCGGAAGGCGCUGAGCGGCCAAGAGCCCUGGAUCUUGUCCUCCUCAGUGAGGGACAACAUUUGCUGCUUUCGUCAGGACGAGCACUAUUCUGCAGCCCUGGAAGCAGCACAACUCCCAGUGGACUUGACGUCCCUCCCUGCUGGAGACGAGACAGAGAUUGGUGCGAAGGGCAUCAACAUCUCCGGUGGACAGAAGGCUCGCGUGGCGCUGGCGCGGAGUUUGAUGACGCCAAGCGACGUGGUGCUGUUGGACGAUGUGCUGAGUGCGGUGGAUGUGCACGUGGCCACUGCGCUGGUGCAGGAUGCACUGCUGGGCGCGUUGAAGGAGAGCACCCGAGUAGUGGUGGCCAACACCUUCCUACCCUUGCUGCUGCCCCAUGCCCAGCAGGUGCUGGUGCUUGAUGGCAAUGGUGGGGUCCAGGCUUGUGGACCUCCCAGCCAAGUUCAAGCGGAAUCUCCUUGGCUACAGGAGGCUCUAAAGACCAUGGGUUCCGUACCAGUGAAAAGUCGGGAAGACAUCACGGCUGCUCUCUCUGCCUUGGCGACUUCUGAAGGGCCAGAGAUGAAGGAUGGAGCGCAGAGGGAUGGCUCCCUGCUAAUUGCCGAAGACCGCAAUGUGGGAGUGUUGAGCUUCACAGCCUAUGCCUCCUACUUCCAACACGCGAGUUCUCGAGGAAGCUUCGCCGUUGGCGCUGUGCUCUUUGGAAUUGUCUUUUGUUUGGCGUUGCUAGCCGAAGCAGUUCGGACCUUUACCGAGAUUUGGGUCACCCUUUGGACCUCGACGGACGAACAGGAAGUCAUUUCACGGAGC
Cladocopium goreaui is the source of this 3645-nucleotide messenger RNA. The record is from the annotation of a GenBank genome assembly. Lineage: Eukaryota; Dinophyceae; Suessiales; Symbiodiniaceae.